AUGACGAAGACGAAACAAGCCCCUAAAUUUGUUCUUAUUGCAUUGAUCAGUCAAUUUCUCUCGAACCACGGAUUUAAAUCGACAUUGAGGAUUUUCGCCAAUGAAAGACAAAAGCGACCAGUACGCAGUGGCGGAAAGACGUUGACAGACACAUAUGGAGAGAAGCUCACCCAGGGUGUUCCUCAGCUCGAUACUAUAUUCAGGAACUAUUUGAAAUCCCAUCCUACGGGGAGCACAAAUGCAGACGCCGAUGGUGAAAGUGGUAGCUCUACGGACGCAGAUUCCGACACUGACUCCGACGUAGAAAUGAACGAUGGUUCCGUGUCCGAGUCUUCUUCUUCGUCUGCCGCUUCGAGCUCGAGUUCUUCGAAUUCCGACAGUAGCGACGCAGAAGCCACCAAGCCAGAAGCGAAGACGAACGCUCAAGUCAAGGUCGCCUCGCUCAAGCGCAAAGCCAGUUCCUCCCCUUCUCAGUCUUCAAGCUCUUCCGAAGCUUCGGACGACAGCGACAGUAGCUCCUCUGAAUCAGAGUCGGAACAGAACACAGAAAAGAGACCCAAGAAAAGAAUAAAGACAGAGCCCGACACAAAGACCAGCAGUUCUUCAGAGUCCUCUUCGUCUUCGUCUUCGGGUUCAGAUUCAGAGUCGGGCUCUGAGUCAGAUUCUGAGUCUGAAUCAUCAGAAGAUGAAGCUGCGACCAAGGUACUGACCGAUGCGAUCGCGGCUCCAUUACCAGACAGCGACUCCUCGGUGUCGUCCUCCGCCGACUCCUCUUCCUCCUCUUCUUCCGCCAGCAGUUCUGAGGACGAAUCUUCUCCCAAAGAUAGCGAUGUGGAUGAUGCGAAACCAUCGGCAACAAAGGAAGAGAAAGCCGAUCAGAGAGCUUCGUCUGAUUCUUCAGCUACCAUUCAAGGCGAUCCUGCGCCGCUUCCUCCCUGGCCUGCAAAUGAUGAGAAGAAGAAGACUGGUGCUAGGCCGACGCGUCUUGCUGAGUUAUCUGCUCAAGCGAAAGACGGUGAAUAUCUAAGCAAUACCUAUGUCAGCUACGAUUACGCCGACCGAGCUUUCAAUGACCUCUCUGUUACCCGCGGCAAAGGAUUCACAAAGGAGAAGAAUAAGAAGAAGCGAGGUAGUUACAGAGGUGGCAUGAUUGACACAAGUGGUGGAAAGGGCUUCAAAUUUGAGGAUUGA
Molecule: messenger RNA, 1191 nt
Organism: Lithohypha guttulata
Lineage: Eukaryota; Fungi; Ascomycota; Eurotiomycetes; Chaetothyriales; Trichomeriaceae
Gene: SRP40
Product: jun-like transcription factor
Exons: 2
Coding region: 1-1191 (396 amino acids)
Source: RefSeq, a predicted model, not a curated record